UCCCAGCGUGUCUAUUCUAUAACUGGUCUAAGGUUUUGCCGUGUGGUGGUGUGAUUAUUUAUUUUUAUAGGUUAACUUCGUCUUGAAUAAAUUUGCGCACGUGUUUUAUAAAAUAGAAUAAUGGCAAAAUUUAAACAUAGAAUUAGAUGUAAAGGUAAAAAAUGGAAGAAAGGAAGUAGCUCCAGCUCGAAUCCAUCAACUACUACUUAUCGUGAUAAAGCCAGGUCAUUUUUCUUCCAAGAUAACGUGGGAAGUGAGAGUCUUUUGACGACAGAGGCCUUGAAGCAGCAUGACUCGUUCGUUCAGUCGUCGGUCAAUAGACCGAAGCCAAUGGAGCAAGACGAAGAGGAUGAUGUGGUGUCUCUGUCAGCUUCCAGUUGUAGGACCACUGAUACCUUUGCCACUGACUUCAGCGGAUGUACCAACGUCUCAUACAGCAAGCUGCUGAAUUCAUUUGAUCCAAGCUCGGCCAUUCAAAAGGAGAAACUGGCAGUACUGGCUGCUAUAUCUGAAGUUAUCAAAAGCAAUGGUGGAACUGAGAAUAACACUGAGUACUAUGGAGCAUUGAUGACAAUGUUGGAGAACACGGAGUGCGAAGAGAUGUCGGUGGCAGCUGUUCUGUCUCUGCUAGCCAUGGGCAUCAAGAGUGUGCCUCAGGCCGUUUUGAAUCAGACAUUUUCGCAGAGCUGUAAAAUACUCAUCGACGUACUUGCCAAGAAUGCCGAAUCAAAUAAUAACACAAUUUACAGAGGAGCAUUGGCUUGUUUGUCAGUUCUUCUGAGAAAUCAGCCGUUUCACGUAUGGAAAGAUUCCUCUACUAUCAAAGUAUUCGAUACAGUUCUAAUGUUCACGACUCAUUCAAAACCAAAGGUGAGGAAAGCGGCACAGAACGCAGUGAGCGCCGUUCUGCGUGCGAGUGCAUUUUUGCUGAGUCAGCCGGUGGAGGGGCAGGGUCAGGGGCAGGCUCACCCAGGGGCGGCGGUGGCGGCCGAAUUCUGCUGUCGGCAAAUUGACAACAAUGGCACCCUGAACACAUCCAUCACCAGCACACUGCACAUACUUGGCCUGCUCAAGGACAUCAUGUGCACCUUUCCCAAGAAGCACUUGAAGUUGGCGUGCGAAACGGUGCUGAAAGUGAUGACAGUUGGGAACGUGGUGGUGACGAGCUGCGGUCUGCAGGCGCUGCACGGUCUGUUUGUGGCUGCAGGGGGUGCAGCAGGUGGGGGACUGUCGGCAGAGCUGAACGCCCAGUUGGUGACUGCGUUGUACGACUACCAGCCCCCCGCCACCGACGCACAGCCCACCCAGGCCUGGCUUGCCGUAAUGCAGCAGGCGCAUGCCGCCCUCGCCAGAUCGAACCUAUCACUGUGCAUGCAGCACUUGCCACGCCUGCUGUCGACGGCAGUCGCUCUGUGGCUGUCAGCGAGGCCUGACGUUAUGAAUGCGGCCACCCUCACCAUCAAGGCCUGUCUCGAGGAUUGCGUGGCGCCGGCCGCGGCCACCCUGGCGCCGGUCGCUGCCGACAUUGACAAGGUCGUCCAGCUCAUGCGGUCCACGCUCACCUACAAGUACCACGGCGUCUGGUCGCAUGUGCUGCAUCUCUUCGGCGUACUUUUCAAGGCUUGUGGUAAAAGCUGCAGUAAGGCGCUGUUGCCUUGCCUGAAAGAGCUGGCAGAGCUGCGUGAUUCGGCCGUAUUCGCCUACAUGAACGAACUCGACUACUGUCUCGGAAUGGCCGUACGAAGUCUGGGGCCUGAACUAGUUCUGCUAGCUAUUCCCCUUCAGUUCACAGGCAAGAAUAUUGAGGAUGAAUUCAAACGAAGCUGGCUGCUGCCUGUGCUCAGAGAGAACGUGCAGUUGUCUACAUUGAAAUGUUUCAUCGAUAACUUUCUGCCAAUUGCUGUUGAAUGCAGAAACAAAUCAGAGGAAUUGAAAAACGUAGACAACAAAUCGAACGCAGUCAGCUACGAUUUGCUGCAGUCGCAGAUCUGGAGCCUGCUGCCCAGCUUCUGUUCGCAUGCCAUUGACAUCACCGACAGUUUCUCGAGGAUCGCCAAAGCACUUGGUUCAAUACUGGGAUCACGGAAAGAUCUUCGAAUUGCAGUGAUGGCAGCACUGCGUAAGCUCAUUGUGAGUGUGAAGGACACCAACAACGUGGCGGACGCCAAAGAGAUCGCAAAGUACGCCAAAAACUAUCUGCCCAUCCUGUUCAACAUCUACACAACACCGCCAGUCGGAUCGGAAGAGGCUGGCAUUAGGUUGGCUGCACUGGAAACGAUCAAAGUCUACUUAACGCUGGCUGACACUAGUCUCUGUUCGGAAAUGUUCGAGAAAGCCAUGUUGAAAUUGUCAAGUGAUGGACUGGAAGCGUUUGUUAAGGAGAGUGUGUUGGACUUGGUGAGAGCGUUACUGCCCUUCCAAACUGUAGACUCUAUAAAUGCGUUGUACAAUAGUACGGUAGCCAAUAUACAGCAGGUGAACGAUCACAAGGAGGAGAAAAAGUAUUUCAGGUGUUUGGAAGAGAUCUGUAGAUCGGAAACUGAAGGAUGCACCGGGUUUUUGAUAGGAAGAUUCAACGAGGUCAACCAGUUGCUAUUAACUUCUUUGUCGUCCACCUCCCCAAGUAGUCGAGGGCCACGUCUGCGUUGUCUGUUGUAUUUACUGGAACGAAAACAACUGCCUUCGGAUGAUCUGGAGAAACUGAUAGGUGAAAGCGUAGCAGAGGCUGUGGUUUGUUGUCUGGACAUCAACUCGCGAUGUCGGGCUACCGCCUAUGACGUCAUUAACAAAAUGGCUGACCGUUGUUUGGAGGCGGGAACUUUCGACAAGUUUUUGGAGAUUGUCCUCUCGGGACUGGCUAGUUCACCACGUGUCAUCAGUGCCACACUCUUAGCGCUAGCUUCGAUCACCUACAACUGUAAGCAAGCUAUCACUGAAGAUGUGUUGAAAUGUUUGUUGAGCAAUGUGUUCCUCUUGGUUUGUUCUUCAACACGUGAGAUUGUGCGCUCGGCGUUGAGCUACAUCAAGCUCUAUAUCACUUCGUUCAGUCAGGAUUCAAUAGCCAGUCACGUCUCAGCGUUAAUCACAGCAUUGUCUAACAUGACAGACGAUUGUAAACGUCAUUUCCGUUUGAAAACUCGAGACAUCCUAGCUAGAUUGGUGAGGUGGUACGGGGCUGAUAGUGUGAUGUCUCUGAUACCAGCUGGUGACACUGUAAUGAUGGCGCGGGUGCGCAAUUUGAAGAAGAUACAAAGCCGCAAGAAGAAAUCUCGUGAACAGGAGUUGGAGGCUAAGAAACAGAAAGCGGACGAUCUGGAAUUUUUCGUCAACAAGAAACCGAAGAGCAUUGAUGAGAUUCUUGCCGAAUCUGAUUCGGAUAUGGAUGAUGAUUUGGACGAUGUAGCCUCCAGGAAAUCAAAUAAGGCUGGCGGUGGAGCAGUUAUGAAGAAAGCCCCGAAAGCCUGGAUACAGGAGAACGCCGAUAGUUUUAUGGAUUUCACGUCAUCCGACGCUAAUCGGAAAAUCACAACUUCGAAACCAACCGAUGGAGGAGGAUUGAUGGCGGGGAAAGUAGCGGUGAAAGCUGUGGACAAGAAUAGAGGCUUCAAAACUGCUCCCGAUGGAAGACUGAUUAUAAAAGAUGAUGACAAUGAUGAGGGAGGUGCGGAAAGGAGGAGGUUCACAAUACCAGGACUGGAUUCGGAGGAUGAUGAUAGUGAUUUAGAUGAUGCGAAAAGUUUUGUGAGUGGGAAAAGUUUGGGAAAAAGUGUCCCGGGCAGGAAGAGAAAGAUGAGUGUCUCGUCAGAGGUGUCUUCCUUACCACCGAUUAAAUACCAAGCGGGAGGUUCGGGUAUUCACAGACCGAUUAGUAGCGGCAAAUCGGAUGGAAAGAUGUCGAUGACAAAGACUAAGACGAAAGAAGCGGGCGUUGAGUACAGGUCGAAAAAAGCGAAGGGAGAUGUGAAGAGGAAGGGAAUGCCUGAUCCGUAUGCCUACCUGCCUCUGCAACGGUCCAGCCUCAACAGGAGGAAGAAGAUGAAGGCAGCAGGUCAGUUCAGGAGUAUUGUCAGCGGUGCCAGAAAGGGAGCCAAAAUCGGCGCCAAGAAGAGAGUCAAAAUGGGCAAGUAGCCAUCAUUAUCGGUGUUGUAUUAUAGGUUUUAAAAGUGCUUAUUAAAAAAUGUAUAGUUCAA
This is a messenger RNA of Nilaparvata lugens (brown planthopper), 4190 nucleotides long. Its product is annotated as RRP12-like protein. The record is from RefSeq and is a predicted model, not a curated record. The coding region runs from base 121 to 4128 and encodes 1335 amino acids. Lineage: Eukaryota; Metazoa; Arthropoda; Insecta; Hemiptera; Delphacidae. The transcript is spliced from 12 exons.